Molecule: messenger RNA, 8943 nt
Organism: Mus musculus (house mouse)
Lineage: Eukaryota; Metazoa; Chordata; Mammalia; Rodentia; Muridae
Gene: Plod2
Product: procollagen lysine, 2-oxoglutarate 5-dioxygenase 2
Exons: 20
Coding region: 6588-7745 (385 amino acids)
Cellular component (GO): rough endoplasmic reticulum membrane; cytoplasm
Molecular function (GO): oxidoreductase activity, acting on paired donors, with incorporation or reduction of molecular oxygen; L-ascorbic acid binding; iron ion binding
Source: RefSeq, a predicted model, not a curated record
UUUCUUUAGAGGUUAUAUAUAUAUUAUUACUGGACAAACUGCACCCCCAAUUUAGACAUGAGCAAGUCUCCAGGUUAAAUGUUGAACUCCAUCUGAUAGGACUGAUCGAUGGCCAUGGUUCAGUAUAAACCUUCAGUCUUGCCAUUGUGUGAGUUGUUAUAGACCCAGCUUUGUUCUCCUCCAGUGUCUUCUCUAAGAGCUGUACCUGAUUUUGUUACCUGUUUUCAUCCAGAUUCACUGGGGAAGAGGACAAUUUUGCUUUUGUUUCUUGGCAGGAACCGCUUGAUUCUGAAACUCUUUUGAGAAGGCAUGGCAAGAAGCCAAAUCAGGUGUAGAGUAGAGGAAAGGAGAAGAGAGUGCUAUACAGAUUUUGGAGAAUAAAAACAAAACAUUCAUCUUGUGGUGAGAGACAAAGUAUGCCAAACCAAUCAAGUGUAGGAUACAGAAUGAGGUGGCUUAUAUUUUAGUGAAAUAAUUUGAAUUGUAGGCAAAUGGGUUAGGAUUGUUUCCGGUUCUGUGGAAUCUUUGUGUUUAGGGAUGAAAACAAAAAUCAUGAGUAUGAUGGGUCAAGCCAUAAUACAGAGUUCCACAGUUUGGGUACAGGAAGCAGCCACAGGAAAGUUGGCCAGUGAUAAAAAGCUUGAACCAGGGCAUCAAGAGGUAUGUUACUUAAGCAGGAAAGAAUGAAUGGAAGAAGGCAGAGAAAAUGUGAAGAAAAAUAUAACAGUCCUCUAGGUUGGUGCUAGUGAGAGCAGAGAUUGACAAAAAUCUGGAGCCAUGUAAGUAAGAGGAUCAUUAAUGAAGAUAAAGAAACUAGGUGUAAGAUCUGGAUUUGAUGAGCUAAAGAAGCUGAGUGUUUGCCAUGGGAAGUAGAUAUUUGUGGAGUAGACAACUCCAGCCUACAGGAGGGCUGGAAACCCGAGAGGGCUGGAAGGAUUUGGUUUCAGGUUGUUACUGAAGCGUCUGGCUAUUUUGAAAGUCUCAGAGACUAUUGCUUUAUAGAGGCUCUUAAGUUCUGCCUUUGAGACUCAACAGACUGUCAUGGUAACCAAUAAUUACUGGUAGGCUCUACAGCUAAGCAUACAUGGAAAUUCCAUCACUAGCCAGGCAAGUUGAAGACUCCAGAGGUUCGGGGAAGCAAGAAAUCAAGUUCAAGGAACUUGGCAGGCCCAAGUCUGGAUUUCUGGAAACAUAUUUAGCCAAAUGACCAGCCCUUCUUCUGAGGGCUGAUUCUACUUGCCCCUGCUUGGAUUCAUGACGCUGCACCUGCCACCCACACUGUAAAAGAAUCCACUUCUUAGCUGACCCUCUUCAGAGAAAAAAAAGUUUCACUUCAUUCUUCCUUACUCCAUUCUUCUGCAAUCACAGUUUCCAUUUCUUUGACUAUUUCUACUCAUGUCUGAAGUUUCCCCAAUUUUCCUUUAUUAAAAAGAGGGAGGAGGACAGACACACCAAGACCUUCAAAACAGCAAGGACUGGCUCAGUCUCAUGAUUAUUUUUUCCUUUAAAUGUCACACUCCUAAUAUUUACACAUUUUCCCACCUGCUUUCAAUCUGCUAGCUAGUAUUCCUCUUGAAUUUAUGCCAAUUUUACAAAACCUGUGAUCAUAAACUUUGAGUAAUUUUAACUUUAAAAAAUCAGACUUAGAACGAGUAUUUCCUUUCUCCUCCCAUUGCAGGAAGAUUUAACUACGAGCUUCUUGAACGCGGUCAAUUUGAUUCUUUCUUCAUUUUUAAGCAUACACGGAGUGUGUGAGACAAAGUUGUCAAAACUUUCACCCCUGCACAACUCAGUUUAAAUCCUGGGACUAAAAGUGUAAAAACCAGAGGACAAAUGACUUUGCAUAGACAUACUAAUCAAAACCCAAAGCAGUGGAGGUAGCUCCCAGGAGACCAGGAAUGGCUCCUCUACAUCUUCGGAAGUAAUUUUCCAUGUGCCUGGCAGGGCGAUCUUGUUAAAGCACAGCCUCAGGUUGCCCAAGCUGGGCUUGGACUCCGUCGGGUUUACAAGCUUCAUUACUGGAAAGAGUCUAUGGCUCUCCUGGCACCAGCAGCGGCAGAGAUGUUCACCGGACAAUGAAAAGUUUCUGUUUACAGACUAAAAUCAAAGCAUGGCCUUCCUUGACACGGUGAUGGCGAAGUUCAGAAGGAACAGCUGGGAGUGUGACAAGCGCCUACUCAGCCAAGCAGACUGAAGCCCUCGCAGUCACCACUCACCUCCGGGAGCGCCGGGUUCAGUAGAGAAAGAAGGUCUAGCCAGGGCGUGCCGAGGAAGCUUCUGGAACCCCGGGAGAGCAGAGGGGCGCACGUUCCACAAGCAAGCUCCCUGGAGCCCCGGCGUGAGGCGGUGCACGUAGGCGUAGGCGACUCGGAGGGUGGGGGUGCAGCCGGGAUAGCCCGGGACGCGGGGUCCCGGAGCAGCGCCCCGCCCCCGGCCCUGGCCCCGCCCUCCUUGGCUGCUCUUAAGCCCGCGCCGCGGGCGCCUCCGGUUCCGUCGUCCGCUCCUUGCGCUCGGACUCCGCCGAAGUCCGCUCAAUCCUCUCCGUGCUCUUCGGUACCCACGCAGUCCUCCCAGUCCGCCCUCCGCUCCAGCCCCGGGCUCACGUCUGGUCCUGCGCUCUUCGGGGUCUCAGCGUCUCGCGAGAAGUCCUCGCCACAGGCCUUCGGCUCCCGGGUUCAGGGGCGGAUGGGGGACCGCGGAGCGAGGCCGGGGCGGCUGAUGCCCAUGCUCGCCCUGCUCUCCUGGGCGGCCGGCCUGGGCGUGGCGGAGGAGACGCCCGGGCGCAUCCCUGCAGAUAAAUUAUUAGUCAUAACUGUCGCAACAAAAGAAAAUGAUGGAUUCCACAGAUUUAUGAAUUCAGCCAAGUAUUUCAAUUACACUGUGAAGGUUCUUGGUCAAGGUCAGGAGUGGAGAGGCGGUGAUGGAAUGAACAGUAUCGGAGGGGGCCAGAAGGUGAGAUUACUGAAAGAAGCUAUGGAGCACUACGCCAGUCAGGAAGAUCUGGUCAUCUUGUUUACCGAGUGAGUUCCAAAGAGGAAAACAUUCACUUUCCAUAUGGCAUCUACAACUUUUUUGGCCAAUCUGGGGAUUAAAUCCAGGUUUCCUUCACCUGAGGACAAGGCUGUACGUGGAGUUUCACACCCACCACCCAGCUCCUGCCCUCCUUUGUAACAUUUGAGUAUGUGGUGCUACUUAAAUAUUUUCUAUAAACUAUAUCUGUCUGUCUGCCUGCCUGCUUGCCUGCCUUUUCAUCCAUCCGUCUGUCCAUCUAUCCAUCUAUCCAUCCAUUCAUCCGUCCAUCCACCCAGUGAUUAUAAAUCAUGGCUCUUUCAUCCACCAAGGAGCAUUUUUAACUAUUUUCAGAAACUGUCUUGGCCUUUUGAGGCUCUCUCUCCUCCUGACUUCACAGAGUUUGAGCUUCUGCUCUCAUCUUUAGUCUUAUCCUCUCUCUCUCUCUCUCUCUUUCUCCUUCCCUCCCUCUCUCUCUCUCUCUCUCUCUCUCUCUCUCUCUCUCACACACACACACACACACACACACACACACACACACACACAUACACAUGCACGCAAAAGCACUUGCAUUGUGGGCACAUACAAACAAAAUUAACAACUAGUAUUUUGGAGUAAAGCAACUAUGGUAAAAAUAGGAUUGACAAGGUCAGUUAUACAGAAAAGUUUUAUAAGUCAGAUUAGCUUGCUUAUUUAAUUUUAAAAACACAUCAAAAAAGUUACUUUUGAGAUUUCAGAGUACGUUUACUGAGAUAUAAAACUUGCUUUAAAAUAGACAUAUAUCUUUAAAGUUUAUUUAAAACCCAUACACAUAACAUGUAUAUGUGCAUGCCUUUUCCCGUGUCCUGCUUUGUAAGCAGCCCCUCCUCCAGUUAAUAACCAGCAGCCACCGUGCUUGCUAAUGUAUGUAGUAACACACUUACAGUGUGUUAGCAACUGUUAACCAACAAUUGCUAUUUACUGUCACUUUCCCUCUGUUUUAUAAAUGAGAAAGUAAGCUAGGUUAAAUAACUUGUUAAUAACUGAUAGCCGGCAGCAAAGCUGGAGUCAGACUGUAGCUGGUACACUACACACUGUGAUAGACUGUGAUUAUACUGUUAGUAGUGCCAAGAGCAUUUUCCUUAUUGAUUCCAGAAAGAAAAAUCACAUAUUAUAAUAUGUACCUAUCUAUCUGCAAUCUUUCUCUGACAGUCUCCCUAUCUGGAUAUUCAUAAACAGAAAUUUAAUUUUGAAGUGCAAUAUUUCAUAAUAGAAAUAUAAAUCACUGAUUAAUUUUUCUAGAACAGCAUCAAGUGAAAAGAAAUUAACUUAUUUAAACAGUAGCUUUAGAUAUUACUUCAAAAAACCUGGGGGAUGGUGUGUUGAGUGGUGGAUUGUAUGAGUAAUUCCAGCGCCCAUAGGUUGAGCUAGGAGAAUUUCAAGUGUAAUGGCAGUCUGGGCUAUGUAGUGAGAAUCUUAUCUCAGAAUAAAUUAGGAAAUACCAAAUUUGUUUAGCCGAGUUACAGAAUUUAGUUAUAUAAUUCUUCAUUCAGUUUUUAGCCACGUAUUCCAUUUUCUAAAGAUGUAAGCACUUGUUCCCUAUGCAAAGGAAGGAGCAGAGAGACAAUGCGGGCAGCUUCAUUUUUAAAGGAUGAGGUGUGGCGGUUAAUGUGUCCUGCUUCUUCAUACUGUGCUGGACAGAGUUACUCACAUGACAUAUCUUACUUCCUUUCCUAGUACUUUCUAAGAAGGAUGGCCUGUGCUCCACUUACACACGAGUGAGGCCACCAUUAUAGGAUUCGCAUGUAGAAGAGGGGCAGGUAUUAUCUUUGCCAAGAGCAUAAUGGAAAACAUACACUUAUGGUAUUUUUGCUAAGUUCUUUAACUCAGUAAAGUAUACAUUACUAACUCUUACAUGUGCAUAUCCAGUCCCUCAUAGAUACAGCUAAAGAACACCGAUGGAGCAGCCCUGUGCUGGGCCAUGUGACUCACAGUCAGCCUGCAUGUUAGCCAUUAGGAAACCCUUUGCAGAACUCAAGAGCUUGUCCUUCGUAUUUGCCGCCUACCAUAAGCAUUAGCUUAGAGCCGGACAGACAUUGUCUUUCAGCUGCACUGAUGUAAAAACAAGUACUGCUAGAUUUAAAGUUGUAAUAAGCUAGAACUUUCUGCAGAGAUGUUACAUUUCUAACAGAGGUUAUUACAAUUCAUUUUCUGUUAAGUUAUGAUCCUAUGAGUUAGUUCUGAAAAAUAAAGUCCGGGAAGGAUGGUGGGAUCAGGAAAACUGAGACUUAAAUUAUAUGGUUAAUUUCACCUUGUUUUGAAUUUAUGGAUCUGACUAAGAAUAAGAAUGUAAUUAAGAUUCCAUAUUAUAGAGUAUAUCAACUAUUAAGUGUAUACUGAUAGCAGCGUGAGAUAUGUUAGUCAAAACCAGUUUAUCAGGGAUAAUAAUGAAUUGGUCACUGAAACUUCCUGUCUAUGAAUGUCACUAAAAUAUUUGACUGUCAAGAGAGAAGCCUUAUCAAGUAUUUAUGCUGGUGUCAUUCAUUUAAAUUAACUGUAACAUUUGCCCAUUGGCUUAUAAUUUUUAUUUGGAGAUAAGUUACUAUAUAUUAUCAUGAAAAAUAUCUCAUAUUUUUAUUUCGUUUGUCAAAUGUAGUUCCUGUGAUGUGAGUUGGGAAGAGGUUGCCUGCUGUGUUCUCUAAACCUGUUUUAAUCCUGUAUGGAUUCUUUUUUUUUUUUAGAGAUUUUUUUCUUACUCAAAUUGUGCUUAAAUUCUGAAACAUGCAUUUUGAGACUUGUUUGUUUCUUCUAAAAACAGUUUUGAUGUUGUAUUUGCUGGUGGGCCUGAAGAAGUUCUUAAAAAGUUCCAAAAGACAAAUCAUAAAAUCGUCUUUGCAGCGGACGGGCUGCUGUGGCCAGAUAAGCGGCUGGCAGACAAGUACCCUGUUGUGCACAUUGGGAAACGCUACCUGAAUUCUGGAGGCUUUAUUGGCUAUGCCCCGUACAUCAGCCGUCUGGUCCAGCAGUGGAAUCUGCAGGAUAAUGAUGAUGAUCAGCUCUUUUACACGAAAGUUUACAUCGACCCACUGAAGAGGGAAGCUUUUAACAUCACACUGGAUCACAAAUGCAAAAUUUUCCAGGCCUUGAAUGGAGCUACAGAUGAAGUUGUUUUAAAGUUUGAAAAUGGUAAAAGCAGAGUGAAGAAUACAUUUUAUGAAACACUGCCAGUGGCAAUUAAUGGAAAUGGGCCCACCAAGAUUCUCCUGAAUUACUUUGGAAACUAUGUUCCAAACUCAUGGACACAGGAAAAUGGCUGUGCGCUUUGUGAUGUUGACACAAUUGACUUGUCUACAGUAGAUGUCCCUCCCAAGGUUACACUGGGUGUUUUUAUUGAACAACCAACCCCCUUUCUACCUCGAUUCCUGAACUUACUGUUAACACUGGAUUAUCCCAAAGAAGCCCUUCAACUCUUUAUUCAUAAUAAAGAAGUUUAUCAUGAAAAGGACAUCAAAGUGUUUGUUGAUAAAGCUAAGCAUGACAUCAGCUCUAUAAAAAUAGUAGGACCAGAGGAGAACCUAAGUCAAGCAGAAGCCAGGAACAUGGGCAUGGAUUUCUGCCGUCAGGAUGAAAAGUGUGAUUACUACUUUAGUGUGGAUGCAGAUGUUGUUUUGACAAACCCAAGAACUUUAAAAUUUUUGAUUGAACAAAACAGGAAAAUCAUUGCUCCUCUUGUGACACGUCAUGGAAAGUUGUGGUCCAACUUUUGGGGAGCACUGAGUCCUGAUGGGUACUAUGCUCGCUCUGAAGAUUACGUGGAUAUUGUUCAGGGGAACAGAGUAGGAAUCUGGAAUGUCCCAUAUAUGGCUAAUGUGUACUUAAUUCAAGGAAAGACACUCCGAUCUGAGAUGAAUGAAAGGAACUAUUUUGUCCGUGAUAAGUUGGAUCCCGAUAUGGCUCUUUGCCGCAAUGCUAGAGAUAUGACCUUACAAAGGGAAAAAGACUCCCCUACUCCGGAAACAUUCCAAAUGCUCAGCCCCCCAAAGGGUGUGUUUAUGUACAUUUCUAACAGACAUGAAUUUGGACGGCUGAUAUCAACUGCUAAUUACAACACUUCCCAUCUUAACAAUGACUUCUGGCAGAUUUUUGAAAAUCCCGUGGAUUGGAAGGAAAAAUAUAUAAAUCGUGAUUAUUCAAAGAUUUUCACUGAAAAUAUAGUCGAGCAGCCUUGUCCAGAUGUCUUCUGGUUUCCCAUAUUUUCUGAACGAGCCUGUGAUGAGUUGGUAGAAGAAAUGGAGCAUUAUGGCAAGUGGUCCGGCGGAAAGCAUCACGAUAGCCGCAUAUCGGGUGGUUAUGAAAAUGUCCCGACUGACGAUAUUCAUAUGAAGCAGAUCGGGCUGGAGAAUGUUUGGCUUCAUUUCAUCCGAGAGUUCAUUGCUCCAGUCACACUGAAGGUCUUCGCAGGCUAUUAUACAAAGGGAUUUGCACUGCUGAAUUUUGUAGUAAAGUACUCACCUGAAAGACAGCGCUCGCUCCGUCCCCACCACGAUGCCUCAACCUUUACCAUCAACAUUGCUCUGAAUAAUGUAGGAGAGGAUUUUCAGGGAGGUGGAUGCAAAUUUCUGAGGUAUAAUUGCUCCAUUGAGUCCCCACGAAAAGGCUGGAGCUUCAUGCAUCCUGGGAGGCUCACACAUUUGCACGAAGGACUUCCUGUUAAAAAUGGAACACGAUACAUUGCAGUGUCAUUUAUAGAUCCCUAAGUUAUUUACGUAACUCAAACUGAAUGGCUCUCUGAGAUGGAUGACUGGCGUGAACAUGUCUCUGAAGUUGUACUUGAGAAGACAAGAAGAAUAAUGUCAACAGAACAACAUCACUUUGGGCCAAGCAUUUGAACACUUUUUAUAUAAAAUUGUGUGAUGUCUCUUUAUGUCUGCUCUGAGCCUUAAAACACAGGUUGAAGAAGAAAAGAAAGGAAAAAAAAGUGAAAGUUGGUAUUUAUUUCUGUGCUUUAAUUGUCUCUGAAAAUAAUGACAGUUUAUAAAAUGUUUAGGUACAAAGGCAUAAAUGAUAAUAAGUAAGCCUGGUAAUAUGUUCUUAUUUAAGAAGAACCUGAGAAGGUUUUAUUUAUCGGUGGGGGAAGUAUAGCAAACGGUUCUAAAUGAAAAUCAGCAAACCUGAAAGCCUGGGAUUCUGACGCCUACUGGCUCUAUGUAAUUAUUAAGUCACAUUGACCUCUGUGUAGGGCUGUUUUCCAGGAAUUAGGAAGAAAACCCAAAGAAAAUAUUGCACAAAGGUUUCCCUCAGGAAACCUAGUGCAGAUAGCCAUGGAAGCAUAGCCACUGGAAAGGAACAGUGCAUGAGGCAGAUGUUCGUUUCUGGUGGAAAUUGGGCCCCUGUGUUCCUCCAGGGCAAGUCUCAGGGGAAGCUCAUGUCUUUCUGCUUUACAAAGUGCUUCAAGCGUCAGCUCCAAGUGUCCUUAUGUCAGCAGGAUUUGUUUCCUUCUAGUCCCCCCCCCCCCCAUUAUAGAAAAUAGUAAGGAAAAAUAACAGUUUCAUUGAGAUCAGUAGUAAAUUUUACUAUGUUUUUUUUAAAGCUUACGUACUUGAAUUUUAUAUCAGGAAGAUGGUUUUUGAGCCUGUUCCUUACCCUUGACUAUAGUUGGUAGUUGGUCUCUUUUUUCCCCCUAGGGGAGGGGUUUUUCUUUCCCUCACUGCAAUCUAUUUUCUCAUUCUUAGUCUCCUUAAUUACUUUUCCUCUACCCUACUUGUUAAAAGUUCCCACAGCAAAAUUUUUUAUUUCAAUUUUUAAUAUUUCUCCAAAUGAGGUUUAAAUAUACUAUAGCUACUGUUUUUAAUUUAAAGGUUAAACUUGAAGAAAGUCUUUAUUCACGGUGCCAAAAUUCAUUUUUCUAACUCUGUGUGUUAGGAAAUAAUGAAAAAUAAAAUAAUUUAAAAUAAA